Molecule: messenger RNA, 1807 nt
Organism: Nomia melanderi (Alkali bee)
Lineage: Eukaryota; Metazoa; Arthropoda; Insecta; Hymenoptera; Halictidae
Gene: Pex16
Product: peroxisomal biogenesis factor 16
Biological process (GO): peroxisome organization
Cellular component (GO): peroxisomal membrane
Source: RefSeq, a predicted model, not a curated record
UUCAUUUUAAUUCUUUACCAUGUAAUUUCUUUCAUAACUACGUUUGCUAAAUUUAUUAUUUCAAAGAAAUACAUAGUACAUGUUCUAUCGGAACGAGCCAAUGAUAUUUGUUUGCGGAGACGUAGAAAAUAUAGUCAUCAUAUACGUCAAUGACUUAAGGUCAACUGAAAUUCAUUAUUGAUGAAGUUUCAUUAAAUUUUUUGGAAGAAUAACAAUGGUGCUCGACAAAUUAAAUUUUUCUCUAUUAAAACUUAUCGAACCAUACAGAAGAUGGAUUAUAGAAAAUCCAAAGUUACUGGCCGACUUGGAAGAAACGGUUCAAUGUUUAUCUUACUUCACAGCUGGACGCUUCAAUAAUUCCACAUUGACAUCAGAACUUAUUUACUCUCUAUCGAAUCUAAUAGUACUUUUUAAUGAUUUGUUAAUGUGCAGUGGGAAGCAUUUACAUUUAAAGUUUCCUCAGUUUAAGUCAAAAAUUAAAAUUUGGCUGACGGUUGUGGAAUAUACAGAAACAUUGUUUGAGAUCUCUGUUAAAAAGCAAUGGGGGAAUACUGGUAGAUGGUUCAUAAUUAUUGUAAUUCAAGUAUUCAAGGCUGUGUUAAGACUUUUGUUAAUACAUGUGUACAAAGAAAAGAUAGUAAAAAGUCCUCCACUGAAACCACUUAAUAGAGAUAAGUUAAAUGAGUCCGAUGAGGUGAAAAUAAAAGAAGGAUUUACAUUGAAACGAUCUGGCACUGUUAUUAGAAGCGUAAGAGGUACAAAUUCUGUGCACAAGCGCACAUGGGAACCUUUGUCUUCUAAUAUCAAUGAUAAUGAUAAUUUAAACUCUUCCGUUAAAUUGGAAAGAAAUAUUGCUUUAGCAGAGAGUUUGUAUAUUAUGAAACCACUAUUCCAUUUGGGCUGUAUAUCUGUAACUGGUGAGAAACAAUGGCCACCGUGGUUAUUAUCGUUAGUCAUUGAUUUGCUUAGUUUACACAUAUUUAAUAAGGAAGUAAAGAAAGCUGUAUUUAGCAAAGAAGAUGAACGAGAACUAUACAGACGGAGAUUAGCCUUACUGCUUUAUAUUUUAAGAUCUCCAUUUUACGAUAACUGUAGUCGACUUAGAAUAUAUGCUUUUCUUACUGCAUUGUCCAAAAAUGUGCCUUUUGCCAGGUUCAUAGCAGAACCAAUAAAAAGAUAUCUUCCACAUUGGCAGAGCACAUACUUUUAUGUGUGGUCCAACUAAUUCACAAAGUUAUUAUUUAUUGGAAAGGCUCAGGAAUGGUAAUAGGAAAUGUUAUAUGAAGGAUAAUAAGAAAUGUAAAGAGAAAAAGGUAAUAAUUUAACUUGAAGGACUGAUUCAUUAUUAUGAGUGAUAUAGAUAUCAAAAUUAAGAAAUUUUUGUUUAUGAAAAUGAGGGUGCAGGUGAAGUAAAAUAUGUUUUACAAUUUAAUGUAGCAUUUAUGGAUUUAUAAAUUCCUAUAUUUUAAUCAUUGGAAAAGUUACAAAUAUUACCUUAACUUGGUAACAGAAACAACAAAAAAUCAUGGGGGAAUAUUUGUAGCAUUUUGUAUUUACUACUUAAAACUGUAUGUUAGUUUAGGUUUGAACAUCCGCUUACAUUUCUCAGCAUAAAAAGUUAUGAAUAUACGUGUUCACCUUUGAUACUACCAUAUUUUUAUAAAGAAUAUAAUUUAUAUAGAAUUUUGUUACCGAAAUGAAAACUACUUGAUUCUAUCUUUUUUUUAAAUAUACAGAUUGCUUAGACGAUUCUUAUAUGUACAAUAAACAUAGAAAUAAAGGAUCAAUAAAUACGGGAAACAUUGAA